Nezara viridula (southern green stink bug) is the source of this 1416-nucleotide messenger RNA. Lineage: Eukaryota; Metazoa; Arthropoda; Insecta; Hemiptera; Pentatomidae. The record is from the annotation of a GenBank genome assembly.
AUGCACAUGGCACACACUUACAACAGGAGGUUACGCCCAGGCUAUAUGUUUACUCAGUGUUGCCCUGGAGAAAUUAAAUCGAUAAAGAUGGCUCCUGUAGAAUUUCAAGCUACAGAUAACGAAAAUGAUGGUAGGAGCACAAUCGUGUUCGAUCAAUCGAAAAAUGAAAUGUUCAAACUCAAUGACAACUGGAAAACUGUUCAGAGGAAACUGAGGAAUCAAUGGAAAAUUCAAAUAAAUAAAGAUGACAUAACAUCUGACACAUUUCAAGAUGCUGCAGUAUUUGUUUUACCUAGUCCCAGGGAUAAAUUUACAGAAACUGAAUUCAACGAAAUUAAGAAGUUUCUGGACUCUGGAGGAAGUUUACUUGUAACUCUUGGAGAAGGAGGGGAAAAAAAGUUUGAAACGAAUAUAAACUAUUUGUUAGAAGAAUAUGGGAUUAUGAUAAAUAAUGAUUCCGUUGUGAGGACUCACUAUUAUAAAUAUUUUCAUCCUAAAGAAUGCCUUGUUCCAAACGGUGUUUUAAAUCGUGGAAUUGCAAAAUUUCUUGGAAAAGACGUGAAAAACUUUAGUCAGUGUAUAUCAUUUGUGUAUCCAUAUGGAGCAACUUUGAACACUGCGAAGCCUGCAAUACCAAUUCUUUCAAAUGGAACAAUAUCAUUCCCACUUAACCGUCCAGUAUGUGCAAUAACAAUACAUAAUUCUGCAUCAAAAUCAAAUCCAGGUGGAAAGAUGGCUGUAAUUGGAUCUGGUCACAUAUUUUCUGACAGGUAUCUUGAAAAAGAAGAUAACUUACAAGUUUUAAAUUUGUUAUUGACAUAUCUCACUACCGACAGCCUUGAACUAAAUCCAAUUGAUAUAGAAGAUCCUGAGAUAUCUGAAAAUCGUGGAGGAGGUGGUGACACAAAAAGUUUAUCUGAAAAGAUCCGUGGAUGUCUCAUGGAAACAGCUGAAGAAUUACCUUUCGAUUACACAGUGAUAUUUGAUUCAUCUUCAUUGUACAGUGUAUCUCUCAGUUCUGUUCAUAAAGUUCUGGAAGCUUACAAUCAGCUUGGUGUAAAGCAUGAACCUCUGCGUCUUGUUCCGCCUAGUUUUGAUGCUCCUCUUCCUCCUUUACAAAUUGCUGUCUAUCCACCGCGAUUUGCUGAUGUUGGAAUGCCGCAACUUGAAUUAUUCGAUCUCCAAGAAGAAUUCUAUUCAGAAACUGCUAGGCUUUGCCAAGCUGCAAACAAAGCACUAUUGUACAGGAGUAAAGGAAGCACCCCGGUAGCUAAAGAAGCUGAAAUUGAAGAUGUAGAAUACUUCGUUUCUGAAUGUGCUUUGAUUGUCGGUCUCGGAGCUGGAACAGCUCAUUCUAUGCUAAACAAGAUUGCUAUACAGUUGGCACAGUUCAAAAAAAAUUUAACUGUUAAAUGA